AUGAGCCAAAAUAAUGAACAUGCACUAACCCAGAUGAGAAAGUCAGUUGAAAAGCUUGGUUGUUCAGCUCAGAAGUACAACGAUCCCACUUUGAUGAGAUUCUUGAUUGCAAGAUCAAUGGACACAGAGAAAGCUGCAAAGAUGUUCGUGCAGUGGAUGAAAUGGAGGGCUUCAUUUGUCCCACUUAACUACAUCCCUGAUUCUGAAGUUCCAGAUGAAUUGAAUGCAAGAAAGGCUUAUUUGCAAGGCCUAUCGAAAAAUGGGUGCCCGUUACUGUUAUUCAAAGCCGGCAAGCAUUUUCCUUCCAAAGAUCAACUCCAAUUCAAGAAAUUUGUGGUUCAUGUACUGGACAAAACUAUUGCAAGUUCUUUCAAAGGCAGAGAAGUCGGAAAUGAAAAGUUGAUUGGCAUUCUUGAUCUGAAACAACUUUCUUACAAAAAUGUUGAUGCCCGUGGUUUAAUAACUGGUUUUCAGUUCUUGCAGGCAUACUAUCCCGAGCGAUUGGCCAAAUGCUACCUGUUACACAUGCCGUGGUUUUUUGUGAGCGUUUGGAGAUUCGUUUCCCGCUUCCUUGAGAAAGCUACUUUAGAAAAGAUUGUGAUUAUAACCAAUGAGGAGGAAAGGAAAGAGUUUAUAAGAAAUGUUGGUGAAGAAGUCUUGCCGGAAGAGUACGGAGGGCGGGCAAAACUCACCGCACUUCAAGAUUUUGUUAUAACACCAUUGGAUGACUAA
Messenger RNA from Fraxinus pennsylvanica, 732 nucleotides. The record is from the annotation of a GenBank genome assembly. Lineage: Eukaryota; Viridiplantae; Streptophyta; Magnoliopsida; Lamiales; Oleaceae.